AUGGGUGGACCCAGCAAGAAGCGCGGCGCCAGCGUCAUCGACGACGCAGACCCCGGAGACCCCGGGGCACCAGCGCCAGCCACAGCCAAGAAGAACAAGAGCGCGGCAGCGGCUGCGAAGCCUGCAGGCAAGGACGGCGAGGGCAACCCCUUCUGGGAGCUCUCCAACAAGCGACGGGUGGGCGUGUCCCAGUUCAAGAACAUGUGCUUCGUCAACGUGCGCGAGUACUAUGAAAAGGAUGGCAAGACGCUUCCCGGCAAGAAGGGCAUCUCCCUCUCGGUCGAGCAAUACGUGGCGCUCCUCAAGGCUGCGCCGGGAAUCAACGCUGCGCUCCGCGAGCUCGGCCACUCGGUCGACGACGUCGACGUCGACGCCGAGGAAGCGCCAGCGGAGAAGGAGAAGAAGAAGAAGAAGGCCAGAGACCAGUCGAAGUCGAACAUUGAGGCGACGAGCGACGAGGACAGCGCCUAA
Messenger RNA from Geosmithia morbida, 471 nucleotides. RefSeq names its product Transcriptional Coactivator p15 (PC4). The transcript has 3 exons. Gene Ontology annotation, molecular function: transcription coactivator activity; DNA binding. The record is from RefSeq and is a predicted model, not a curated record. Lineage: Eukaryota; Fungi; Ascomycota; Sordariomycetes; Hypocreales; Bionectriaceae. The coding region runs from base 1 to 471 and encodes 156 amino acids. Gene Ontology annotation, biological process: positive regulation of transcription initiation by RNA polymerase II.